This is a messenger RNA of Polychytrium aggregatum, 2047 nucleotides long. Its product is annotated as acyl-CoA dehydrogenase/oxidase. The transcript has 11 exons. Gene Ontology annotation, molecular function: flavin adenine dinucleotide binding; oxidoreductase activity, acting on the CH-CH group of donors. NCBI's taxonomy places the organism in Eukaryota, Fungi, Chytridiomycota, Chytridiomycetes, Polychytriales. The record is from RefSeq and is a predicted model, not a curated record. The coding region runs from base 129 to 1682 and encodes 517 amino acids.
ACGGUCUCCAACAUCGCCCGUCGCGCAUUAUCGAUUGACAGCAUUGCGUUUGAUCGAAAGCUCCCAAAGCCCCCCCCCACUACAACAGAACCCCCCCCCCCACCAGCCCUCGCCGUCGCUGAACCGCCAUGUCUGCUCAAUCCGUCUUCACGCGUCAGGACGUCGCUGCCCACAACAGUGCCUCGUCCGCCUGGAUCGUCAUCGACUCGCUCGUCUACGACAUCACAAAGUUUGCUGCAAUCCACCCUGGUGGAGAGGGGAUUUUGCUGGCUCUGGCCGGAAAGGACGUGACAGAUGACUUCUUUGCUCUGCACAAGGUUUCGGUGUUGCAGAAGUAUGGCCCCAAGCUCAUCGUCGGCAAGAUUGCCGACAGCGAGUACUCGGCGAUCCUGGAGAUGGCCAAACCAGGCACUAUCAGCAAAGUCCCUUACAGCGAGCCAAGCUAUCUUCAGGGCCUCAAGACGCCCUACUACAAACCCACCCACGAGGCCUUCCGAGCUGCCGUUCGAAAGUUUGUCGAAGAGGAGCUGAUUCCCGAUGCACAGACCCUCGAUGAGCAAGGAAAAUAUCCAUCCAUCGAAACAUUCCGGAAGAUGGGCCAGUUUGGGCUCCUCGCCGCCCGCAUGGGCCCCGGCCCACAUCUGCAGCUCGUCUCUCUCCCCAGCGGCGUUCGCGCCGAAGAGUUUGACUAUUUCCACGAAAUGAUUGCUCACGAAGAAAUUGCCCGUCUCGGCUUCCCCGGCUAUCUCGACGGUCUCGCGACCGGCAUGGUCAUUGGCCUGCCGCCCGUCCUGAUCUUUGGCGCCAAGAAGCACCCGCAAGUCAUUCGGGAUGUGCUCUCGGGCAACAAGCGCAUUUGUCUUGCCAUCACGGAGCCCACCGCCGGCAGCGAUGUUGCCCAGAUCUCGACGACUGCGGUCAAGUCCCCGUGCGGCAAGUACUAUAUUGUCAACGGUGUCAAGAAAUGGAUCACCAACGGCGGCUUUAGCGACUACUUUACGACUGCCGUUCGCACUGGCGGUCCCGGCAUGUCCGGCAUCUCUGUGCUCCUGAUUCCCCGCACCGAGGGCGUCGAAACCAAGGCCAUCAAGACCUCGUAUUCGCCCAGCGCCGGCACCGCCUAUGUUGUGUUUGAGAACGUCAAGGUCCCGGUCGAGAACCUGCUCGGCAAGGAGAACCAGGGCUUCCAGGUGAUCAUGCACAACUUUAACCACGAGCGCUGGUUCAUCAUCUGCGGCCUCGUUCGCUCGGCCCGCAUGUGCAUCGAAGAGUCCUUCAAGUGGGCCCACCAGCGCAAUGUCUUUGGAAAGAAGCUGAUUGAGCAGCCUGUUAUCCGCCAAAAGUUUGCUGGAAUGUUUGCCCAAGUCGAGGGUCUCCAGAACUGGCUCGAGAACAUUACCUUCCAGAUGAACCAGAUGAGCUACAAGGAACAGAGCGUCAAGCUCGCCGGCCCGAUCGCCCUCCUCAAGUUCCAGACCACCCGUGUGUCCACCCACAUUUCGGACGAAUGCUGCCAGAUCUUUGGCGGACGAGCCAUCACCAAGACCGGCAUGGGAAGCAAGGUCGAGUCCUUCCAAAGAACCUUCAAAUUUGGAUCCAUCCUCGGUGGCUCCGAAGAGAUCAUGGCAGACCUCGGCAUCCGACAGGCCAUCAGGGAAAUGCCCGCCUAUGCCAAGCUGUAAAGCGGCGAUUGAUGGCGCGAAACAAAUGGCGGCAGCAUCCUGGAAGAUGCUGUCUCCUCCGGGGUUCAGUCGAUGUGUAUAUCUGCAAAUAUGCAAUGGUGGAUGUAGCGUCGCUGGCAACUCCUGCUAACGAGGGUUGUGCGAGUGGAUGGCACGCCAUAUCAUAAACGAGCUGCGACUCUCUUCCUUCUCCCUCUUGCAUCCCCUCCUCCCGACAAAGCACAAUCGGCGGCCCAGCACUGGCGGGCAUUGUCCCAGAGCGAUCGAGUGCAGAUCUUCAAUAAAUCCACAUUAUCAAGGGACGCUUGUCCUUGGCGCUGGGGAGCAUGGCGGAGGGCGGAUAGUGCGACCACCACGAUCCAAGC